Molecule: messenger RNA, 930 nt
Organism: Fomitiporia mediterranea MF3/22
Lineage: Eukaryota; Fungi; Basidiomycota; Agaricomycetes; Hymenochaetales; Hymenochaetaceae
Exons: 14
Coding region: 1-930 (309 amino acids)
Source: RefSeq, a predicted model, not a curated record
AUGGCACUCUUUCCACGUUCUGCUGAUAUUGAGGUUAUUGACCCUAGCGUCGUACCGGAAUGGGUCUCGGAAAUAACGAUUGGGCAGUUCUUCCAAGUGGCUACUGUUACCGUCUUGGUCUAUGACGCACUUAUCACUAUGGAUAAAGAGAUUAAAUUCUUCUGGAGAUUCCCAUUGAAGACAGUAAACAUUGUUUACUUCGCGAUCCGAUACAUUGGAAUCUUUGGUGCAAUAGCUAGUUUGUUCUGUAAAUUGUCGCAGUGGGCAUCGGAUGUAGCUAACUGGAUUACGAUCAUCUCUAUUGACUAUAUUCUUGUGAUCCGAGUUCUUGCGCUUUAUGCACAUGAUAGAACACUUUCAGCGUGCCUUAUGACACUACUAUUGCUGGAAGCGGGUUUCAAAGUGGGCAUGUCCAUUUACCUCGAUAAUUCGCAGCACAUUGUGGCCGCUGGCCUUGCUAAUAGCAACAAGCAUCCUUUCUGUGAUAACAUGAGCUUUCCAACGUGGUGGUUAGGGCUGAUUGACUGGGUAGUGCCAAUGGUUUUUGGUGUUAUCUUAAUGGCUCUGGCUCUGUACAAGGCCGCAGAAUACUGGCGAGAAUCGGCUGGAUUUCAAGGAUUUACCCUCGUUAAGGUUUUAAUCCAGGAUCAGCUCAUUUAUUUUUCAUUCGUCGUCUUCUGCGCUGUAAUUAAUAUUAUAAACUUCAGGAUUGAGGUAUCCAGUCCCUUUACUGCGAAUGUUUUAAUUUGCUUCGGGAAUCCGUCGUUUCUCUGCGUCCUCGGCAGCCGGAUGAUUGUAAAUUUGAAGGAAGCUGGAGAGGAGGGGCGAAAUACCAUUAAUAUGAAUGAGACUUCAUCGUCUACAAUUGCGCGAGCUGUAAACAUGGACCCUCCUACACCAACUGCCACCCCUACUGUCCUACCAGAUUAG